AUGGUGACAAAGCUCUACCAAAAUAUCCUGGCCUUGGUGUUUGCCAUUCAAGAGAUCAAUGCAAAUCCCCACCUUCUGCCCAAUGCUACACUUGGUUUCCACAUCUCUGACAACUACCACAGUGCAAAGAUGACAUACCAUGACAUCAUGGAUUUGCUCUUCAGAUCACAUCGAUCUGUCCCUAAUUACAGAUGUGUUAGAAAGAAAAACUGCUUAGCCAUCAUUGGUGGAGUGGAUGGAGAGAGCUCUUUCCGUAUGGCCGACAUCUUAGGUCUCUACAAAAUUCCACAGCUCACAUAUGGCUCCUUUGCCCUUGUGGAGAGGGAUGCCACAGAAGUCCCUCAAUUUUACCUCAUGGCCCCAAAUGAAGCCAUUCAGUAUCCAGCUAUUAUCCGGUUGCUUCUCUAUUUCCAAUGGAACUGGAUUGGGCUCCUUACUGUGGAUGAUGACAGUGGGGAAAACUUCUUGAAGACCCUGGAGCCAUUGCUUUUGAGGAAUGGAAUCUGUUUGGCUUCCACAGGAAAAAUCCCAAAACAACCCAGAUGGGAUACCAUACAAGAUCUUUAUGGUUUAGUAUCGAAAAUAUAUUCACCUUUAACAGAUAACAAAGCCAAUACAGUUUUAUUCUAUGGACAAUCACUGACCGUGGUCAUGGUGAACGCUAUAGUAUUUCUCGGACAUUGUACAUACAAUACAAAUGUGUUAAUGGGAAGAAUGUGGAUUAUGACAGGCCAGGCUGAUAUCACAUCAUCAGGUCUUACAAGGGGCUUGAGUAGUGACUUCUUUCAAGGAGCUCUUUCUUUCACAGUUCAUUCUCUUGAGGUUCCUGGGUUCCAGAAAUUUCUUCACAACAUCAAACCGAACUGGAGAGAGGGAAAUGGGUUUCUUGUGGAUUUCUGGGAGCAAGCGUUCAAUUGUUCAUUUAAAAAUUCCCAGGAACCAAUGCAGGACAGUGGGACAUGUACUGGGGAGGAGAAGCUGGAGACCAUCCCUGGGCCACUUUUCGAAAUGCACAUGACGGGCCACAGCUACAGCAUCUAUAAUGCUGUCUAUGCUGUGGCUCAUGCUUUGAAUGCCAUAUCUACAUCUAGCUUCAAUCCUGGAGACAUUGUGAGGGGCAAAAGGAUUGAUCCUCAAGAUCUCCAGCCUUGGCAGCUCCACCCAUUUCUUCAAGACAUUUUGUUUAACAACUCUGCUGGAGAAACAAUAUCUUUUAAUAAGAUUAAGGAAAUGGUAGGUGGAUAUGAUAUAACACACCUGAUCAUAUUCCAAAAUACCUCCUUCCAAAGAGUGAAAGUUGGAAGGGUGGAUGCGGAUGAACGAAAACAAUUUGUCAUUCUUGAGGAUUUGAUUGACUGGAGAAAUUUUAACCAGGUAUUGCCCCGGUCAAUUUGCAAUGACUACUGCUACCCAGGUUAUCACAAGCAGAAGAAGGAAGGAGAGAAAACUUGUUGCUAUGAUUGUGCUCCCUGUCCAGAGGGAAAAAUUUCAAACAAGAAGGACAUGGUUGACUGUAUCAGAUGCCCCAGAGAUCAGUUUCCAAGCAAGGACCAAGAUCAGUGCAUUAAGAAAAGCAUCACCUUCCUAUCUUUUGAAGAACCUUUAGGGAUCUCUUCCUCCGUUCUAGCUGUUUCACUAUCCCUGAUUACAGCUCUAAUGCUAGGAACUUUCUUUAAGCAUAGAAACACCCCCAUAGUCAAAGCCAAUAACAGGAACAUCACCUAUACGCUCCUUGCCUCUCUCCUGUUCUGUUUCCUCUGUCCUUUACUAUUUCUGGGUGAACCGAGCAAGGCAACCUGCCUCUUCCGACAAGUGGCCUUCACCAUCAUCUUCACAGUGGCUGUUUCUUCCAUCAUGGCCAAAACCAUCACUGUGGUUGCAGCAUUCAUGGCCACCAAACCAGGGUCCAGCAUGAGAAAAUGGGUGGGGAGAAGACUGGCCUACUCCAUUAUUGUUUCAUGUUCCUUCAUUCAAGGAGGCAUUUGCAUGAUGUGGCUUGGAACCUCACCCCCCUUUCCAGAUUUUGACAGACAAGCACUGACGAGAGAGAUUGUGGCAGAAUGUAAUGAAGGGUCGGCCAUUAUGUUGUACAUUGCUCUGGGCUACUUGGGACUUCUGUCUGUCAUCAGCUUGAUCGCAGCUUUUCUAGCCAGGAAAUUGCCAGAUAGUUUCAACGAAGCCAAGUUCAUCACCUUUAGCAUGCUCAUCUUUUGCAGUGUCUGGUUGUCUUUUUUCCCAGCCUACCUGAGCACCAAAGGAAAAUACAUGGUAGCCAUGGAGAUCUUCUCUAUCUUAGCCUCAAGUGCUGGGUUAUUGGCUUGUAUCUUUUCCCCCAAGUGCUAUAUUAUUCUGGUGAAGCCUGAGUUGAACAAGAAGGAACUUUUGAUUAGUAGAAGGGGUUAA
Molecule: messenger RNA, 2403 nt
Organism: Euleptes europaea (tarantolino)
Lineage: Eukaryota; Metazoa; Chordata; Lepidosauria; Squamata; Sphaerodactylidae
Product: vomeronasal type-2 receptor 26-like
Exons: 5
Coding region: 1-2403 (800 amino acids)
Biological process (GO): G protein-coupled receptor signaling pathway
Cellular component (GO): membrane
Molecular function (GO): G protein-coupled receptor activity
Source: RefSeq, a predicted model, not a curated record